Messenger RNA from Vigna angularis (adzuki bean), 1479 nucleotides. RefSeq lists its product as uncharacterized. NCBI's taxonomy places the organism in Eukaryota, Viridiplantae, Streptophyta, Magnoliopsida, Fabales, Fabaceae. The record is from RefSeq and is a predicted model, not a curated record. Bases 228 to 1130 code for a protein of 300 amino acids. The transcript has 2 exons.
UUUAACAUAAGCCAAACCAAACCUUAAUAUUUCCAAACCAAACACACCCUUGACCCUUCUCUUCUCUUCUUCGUUCAUGUCUUUUCAGUUAAAACCCUUUUUUUCCGCACCCGCGUUUUCCCUCCUUCCUCUUCUUCUUCCCAUCACAAUCAUCGUCGCCUGAUUCAACGCAUUAGCGAAUUCCCAAACCAAACCAAUCCCAAUUCGCAGAUUCAUCGACUUCUUACAUGGAUCAGAAAGAGGAAGAACCGAUCACGCCGUUGAAGACCUUCUCUUCUCUCACCCAUUCUGCCUGCCUCGAAAUUCGUCUCUUCUAUGUCAGAAUCUCCCCCUGCCUCGUCGACUCGCUCCCAGACCACCUUGCGCUCUGCCACGCGCCACGCCACGCCGCUGUCUCGCUCGUCGUCAACGCCGCCCCCGUCCCCGCCUCCUCCCCCGCCACGAUCCAUCUCCACCGCGGCCGCGUCGAUCGCCAUGCCGCCGAGGUCACCUACGUCGCCACCGACACCGUCAGCCUCAGCGGCAGCGCUGACUUCGAGGUCUACGAGAACGACGCGCUCUUCCUCUGCGGCUCCCUCGAGCGCCUCGAUUCCGAAUGGAGAAACGGGUCCGGGUCGGGAUGGGGCAUGGACUGCCAUGUGGCGGCCGGGUGCGUCGGGUCGGGUUGCUCAGCGUUCUUCAGACCGCGCCUCGGGGUUUCUGCGCCGUCGAUCGAGGUCUACGUUGCCGGGUGCUGCUCCGGCGUGCCGGUGAUUCUGAACAAGACGAUUCAGAUGAGUCCGCGGAGGAGGGUGCCGAGACAUGCCACGCUGGACGCGAUUCCCGAGGAUGAAGAAAUGAUGAUGAUGAUGAUGGAAAAGAACCGUGUCAACGGUUUUGCUCCCAACCGGAAGUUGCAGAUAACAGAGUCAGAGGUUGAUGAUUACGAUUGUGAUGAGAAAAUGGGGAAUGGUUUCUACUCACAAGAAAUGUAUCCCGGUGAGGAUGGACAACUGUCAUGGUUCAAUGCUGGGGUUAGAGUUGGUGUUGGAAUUGGCCUUGGGAUGUGCGUGGGGAUAGGGAUUGGUGUUGGAUUGCUCAUGCGUUCAUACCAAACAACAACCAGGAACUUCAGGAGGAGAUUUUUCUAAUCUGUAAUAAGGAAAUUGUUACUCUAGUUUAAUGAGAAGAUGAAGAAAAUAUAUUGGAGCUGAAUCAAGGGUGCGUGGGACAUUAGGAUCCAAAAGUUGAACAAGCAAAAUGCGUGAAGUGUAAGUUUUGUAGAAGAGUGGAGAUUCUGCUUCCUCUUUGUUUUGUAGCUUACUCUCAGAUACGUCCACGUAGCUUUGCAGAUUUGUAUUUCGUGUGAAUUUUGUCUGAUCUUCCGACAACAAUAGCUAUCAAUAAAAGCGCAAUGCAAUACAACUGCUUUGAGGAUGUGUUGUACGAGGGGGAUCUGGUGUUCAGGGACCAUCAUAAGGUUGCCAGAGGUUUUGACUU